Molecule: messenger RNA, 632 nt
Organism: Racocetra persica
Lineage: Eukaryota; Fungi; Glomeromycota; Glomeromycetes; Diversisporales; Gigasporaceae
Source: the annotation of a GenBank genome assembly
AUGUCGAAAGCCGAACAAAAAAUAGAUCUUAACCGUUUGGACCUUAAUCAUACAUAUACCUUCGAGGAAUUUGAAUAUUUAAAUGAACAAUUAAAAUACCAUACUUUGGAAAUCAACGGACAACCUGUUGAUCUUUUCGAACUUGACGAGAAGGGAAAGCUUGUUCCAAUGCCACAGGCCACUCACUGGAUGGAGGUUACUGUUGCAACAAUUGUGGGGCAACUUGAUAGAUGGAAUAUUCAAACUCGACAAAACGGUGACAUCAAAACAGCACAAGGAGGAUUUAACUUUAAUGUUGAAGGUCAAAGAACGAUCAGGGCACCCGAUGUCUCUUUCACUCCCAAAACUAUAUCCCGCCAAUUGACUCAAUCACAGGGUUGGACUUUCCAGGGUCAACCAUUCACUCCCACGUUCGUUGUCGAGGUUGGAGACACUGAAGGUAGAUCGAAGUUCGAAGAAUUAGACCACCGAUUUAAACAUGUAUUUUUUGCAACUGGUUCGGGUGUGCAACUCGGUUGGUUGAUCGACCCCAGAAAUAAAAGAAUUUGGGUAUACAAGCGGAAUCAGCAGGGAAAUGUCUUUCGUCGUGAGCACACCUGGGGGGAUAUAAAUGGAGGUGAUGUAUUGCCAAG